Molecule: messenger RNA, 1248 nt
Organism: Bipolaris maydis ATCC 48331
Lineage: Eukaryota; Fungi; Ascomycota; Dothideomycetes; Pleosporales; Pleosporaceae
Source: RefSeq, a predicted model, not a curated record
AGACAAAACUUUCCCCGCGACCUCGCAUUCAAGGAAGAAGAAAGAUGCGAUGGCCCUGGUCAGGCAACGAUGAUGACGACGAAAAGAAGAGCGGCCUUCCUUCACGGACCGCGCCAACAAAGUCGACCAGUUUUGCAGGGUCAUGGACUGAACUGCGGACCCUGAUUCCGUCUCUCGCGCUAACAGCAUCAAUGGUUACUGCGCUCCGUUUCUACAAGGCCUAUCUACGACGAAUACCAACAGUGAACCAUAUCAAACCAGACUACUUCCGUCGCAGAAGUCUAUUUGGCCAAGUCACUAGCGUAGGGGACGCGGAUAAUUUCAGAUUUUACCACACGCCUGGCGGGAGAAUAGCUGGAUGGGGAUGGCUACCUUGGAAGAGGGUGCCUACUACAAAAGAGGGUUUGGCUCAGCAAACACUUCAUAUACGCAUCGCUGGAGUGGACGCGCCUGAACUUGCGCACUGGGGCCGAGAGGCUCAGCCUUUUGCAAAGGAGGCCCAAGACUGGCUCAUCGGCCUUAUCCAUCAUCGCCGAGUACGCGUAUACAUAUAUAGGCGUGACCAGUACGACCGCGUGGUAGCCCAAGUUUAUGUGCGCCGAUGGUUCUUCAAGAAGGACGUGGGAUUGGAGAUGUUAAAGGCGGGAUUGGCGACGAUAUAUGAAGCCAAAUCAGGCGCAGAGUUUGGAACUGCUGAAGACCAGUACCGCGCAGCAGAGAAGAAGGCUCGAGAGGAUCAGGUUGGAAUGUGGGGCAAGCCGAGUCUGAGGCAGCGACUGAGCGGUGUGCCGAAGAAAGCAUUAGAGAGCCCGCGGGAGUACAAAGCGCGGCAUGCAGCAGCCGACAAAGCAAAAAAGGCAGGGUGAGAUGAGUCUACCGCGAGGAGAACGCGACAUGUCCAUGUACUAGACACGGGAGGAGAUUGGCGCUGCGAUCGAGGCAGUCUCACUCAUGGCACUGGCUCGAUGCUAGUGAGCAGUAUUUCGCCGUGCUACGGGCCGAGGACUCCACAAAGCUUCUCAAGAAAACUUGGAGUCCAUCGAUGACUGUGCUAUUGCAGUUGCAAAAUCUGUCAAUGUUGUUGGCUAGCUCCACGAGGCCGCCAGGAAAUAGUUUAGGGUUGGUCGGGCAACGAAUCAUGCCAAAUGCCCUGGGGGAAAAAUACGACUACCCUUGAAGCGUGCCCGAGUCUCAAAGUAGUAAUGCAAUAUCGAUGCAGGUGCGCCAAGGCACACAAGCUAGCACCCG